AUGGUCGUCGUCCUGGGAGCCGUCGUGACUUGUCCCCCAGUUGUCGCUCUCGUUGGCCAGCCCGGCGCUGCCGCUAUCAUUCCAGCUCUUGGGGCUAGCCAAGGCAUCACUUCCGCCGGAGCAGCUGUUAUGGCAGUGGGCGAAGGGGCAGUCGUCGGGGCAGGAGUUGUUGGUGGUGGUAGUGGUAGUGCUGGCAUUGCCCUUGCCACGUUCGUCGGACCUAUCGGCUGGGCAGUUGUGGGAUGUAAGGAAAACAACAAUCAACACGGCAAGAGCGGCUACACCUGGGACUGUUGGAAGCCUAUCAUCCGAGAUACAUCAACAGUGGCAUCUGAUGGCAUGACUCUUCGCUGCCUGGCUACACAUCCGAACAUCCAGUCUAUGUCAUUCGAACAGGGCGAGCUUUUGGUGGAGAACAUCUUUGGCGAGCACUUCCGACUCACUCCUGUCAAUAUUGAGGGGUCACUCGCUUUCCAUGCGUCGACUCUCUCGUUGUGA
Bipolaris zeicola 26-R-13 is the source of this 498-nucleotide messenger RNA. RefSeq lists its product as uncharacterized. Lineage: Eukaryota; Fungi; Ascomycota; Dothideomycetes; Pleosporales; Pleosporaceae. The transcript has a single exon. The record is from RefSeq and is a predicted model, not a curated record. Bases 1 to 498 code for a protein of 165 amino acids.